Talaromyces proteolyticus is the source of this 1313-nucleotide messenger RNA. RefSeq lists its product as uncharacterized. NCBI's taxonomy places the organism in Eukaryota, Fungi, Ascomycota, Eurotiomycetes, Eurotiales, Trichocomaceae. The coding region runs from base 256 to 1023 and encodes 255 amino acids. The record is from RefSeq and is a predicted model, not a curated record. Gene Ontology annotation, molecular function: calcium ion binding; microtubule binding. The transcript has 2 exons. Gene Ontology annotation, cellular component: mitotic spindle pole body; half bridge of spindle pole body. Gene Ontology annotation, biological process: spindle pole body duplication.
CAGUAAACUAGCGGGCUCAGCGCGUCUGCCCGCGUCUGCAAAACCAUAACUACUUUUAUUGCUACAUUAUUAUACAAAGGCAUAUUUACUCUCCUCGACUCAUCGCGCCUGGGCGAAACCUCACGUCGCCCCGCAGAUGCAGCAACACCUCAGGCUCCUUCGACCUUUUCUUCUUGCCUUGCCAUUCGCAAUUGCCUUUCCGCACAUACACCAAUCCUGAAUAAUCUUCUCCAUCGACAGCCGGCCGGGUCUAUAAUGGCUUCUUCACACCCGCCAUUCGGAUCGCGAUCAGCAUACGCGGGCGCGGGCGCAAAACUACCGGAUCGAACAAACCCAGUGCCGUUCAGCGCGUCGGCAUUUUCGCGAACUAGGGGACUCGGUGGUGCAAAUACGGGAGAUGCUGCACAACAGCAGCAGCAGCAACCCCCAGCGCCGCCGGCGCAUUCGCAGGGUGGCACGAUAGGACAGGAUACUGGGGCUGCGAAUCCAUUGAAUCGGUUGACUGAAGAGCAGCGAGAAGAAAUCAAUGAGGCUUUUACUCUCUUCGACCUCGACCGCGACCGCCAUCUAGACUACCACGAGCUGCGAGUCGCCCUACGCGCCCUCGGAUUCACUCUCCCAAAACAAGAACUAAUCUCUCUUCUCACAACAUACGGCGUUCCGCGCCCGCAGGUCCAGCAGCAGCAGGGGCAAGCGCAGGGACAGCAAUCGUCACAGCAUCAGAACAAACCCAAUCCACCUCCCCAUCCGUCAUCGCUCCUAAUGCCACUUUCCGCAUUUCAAACUGUCACCUCACAUAAGAUCCUAGAACGAGAUCCGCGAGAGGAAAUCCUGCGCGCCUUUGAGCUGUUUGAUGAGGGCGGGAAGGGCUUUAUUGAUUUGGAAGAUCUCCGUCGAGUGGCUAGAGAAUUAGGCGAGACGGGGCUUGAGGAGGAUGAGUUAAGGGCUAUGAUUGAGGAGUUUGAUUUAGAGGGAGUCGGCGGUGUUACGAGAGAUGGGUUUUUGAGCAUUUGCUGGCAGUGAGCAUGGGAAUUGUUUUGGGAUGCGUGCUUUUUCUCUCUUCUUCUUUUUUUCCCUUUUCUUGAACUUGAUCAUGCCUUUAUUCUUACUCUUACUGUUCAUCUGGAAAUCUAACGCGUGUGGACCUGGGUCCUAACAUUAAAGUUUUCCUUCUUUUCGUUGCCAGGCGUUUGAAAGGGAUGGUACGUGUCGAACGAUUAACAUCAAUUGAUGUUUACAAUUGUUCCAGGUUUAGAAAGGCGUCUUUUAUUGAGACUUAUAUAAUCGCUCGAAGAUUCUGAAUACACCAAACG